This is a messenger RNA of Necator americanus (New World hookworm), 1959 nucleotides long. RefSeq lists its product as uncharacterized. The coding region runs from base 1 to 1959 and encodes 652 amino acids. The transcript has 17 exons. NCBI's taxonomy places the organism in Eukaryota, Metazoa, Nematoda, Chromadorea, Rhabditida, Ancylostomatidae. Gene Ontology annotation, molecular function: RNA endonuclease activity; mRNA binding. Gene Ontology annotation, cellular component: cytoplasmic ribonucleoprotein granule; nucleus. The record is from RefSeq and is a predicted model, not a curated record.
AUGCUGAGCUACGAGUGGGACGAAGGCGAGCCAUUAUCUGCACGUGGAGACGACUCAACUGGACAGCUCACCGAGCGAAGGAACCACACACUUCUUAGGCCCAUUUACAUCAAUGCUGUCGAAAGUGUAGAAGACGUUGGCGCCAAGUGCGUCGAAGCUGACGCAGAGGAUACUGAAUUCAGAUACACGCAAUGCGACAAGGACAAACGUCUCAACACCGUGGCGAUGCUACCGUACUGCUUUAAAACAUACCCGGACAAGUCUUCUUCAUGGCCUGAGUUAAUGGCACUUUUCAAGAUGAAUCUAAUCGAGUUCACGCCUGGAUAUGGAAGCGAAAAAUACACAGAGGUCAAUCGAAUUCUAGCGAAUCGUGCUGCAGAUACUGGAGGCUGCAUCGUUGCUCGUUCACAAAUGCAUAACAUCAUAGAAGAGAGGCCCACAUUGGAUAGGACUGUAGAGAAGAGGCUUCUUAUGCCCUCAUUCAAUCAUAACGACAUCAUCUUUCCUGUAGAUGGCCCAUUAGGUAGAUGUGGUCCAUCGCUUCGGUCCACUCUAGAAUGUCCACUAUCAGAUCCGGAUUGGCCACGAUGUUCAGCACAGCAGAUGGUGCUUCGAGAUCAGCGACAUUGGCUCACGAAACUAUGUGCUCUUGUACCUGAACAAGUGGCUUGGCGUGCUCUUCUUCAUGCAGUAGUGUCAUUCAAACCUUCGAUGCCUCUACCUCCAGUGAAGCUUCCUCCGAGAUGUUUAACUCAUGCUCAUCGAAGGGUAUAUCCGCCGGAGACAAAUCCAGUAGAUGGAAAGGGUUACAGUUAUGCAAGAGGUCUCACAAGAAGAUAUGGCUACGAAUCAAGUGAGACGGUUUCUGGGAUAAGUCGUGAAUGUAAGUAUAGCCGCACGCCACGGUCAAAUACUAUGGGAGGGCGACGUUAUGUUAGAGAAGUACACAGAAGAUACGAAAUCAAUCACUCGUCAAAUCACUUCCGACCGCAUGAAUCUAGAACAUUGGGAUCAGGAGAUAGCGACAAGCAUCUUGACGAUUUGCUUCCGGAAUAUUUGAGGCCGCCUAAGGAUCCAUUCGAGGAUGAACCACGAUUUGCUGACAGCACGACAUUACCAAACUACUUGGGAAAUCCGAAUUCUAUCUAUCGCCUUCGGCCGCAUAAAAGCGGUUCAUACGGCAGCUCUGAGACAUCGACUGGAUCAAGUUCGUCAUCUAACCAUUACAACGGAUACUUCAAAAGUUCUGGUACAUCUACAGAAAAAAUUACCGAUACCCAGCAAACAGCAAAGGACACAGAGGGAAAGACAACGAAUGAGAGAACGAGCAGCUCUGAGGAACGAUCACUAGAUCCACUUAAUCCUGUAUACUCGAAGGAAUACGUUGGUUACUCCACUACCUCGGAUUGGCCUACCGAGGCGAUGCUAACAAAUGAGGAAAAAUGUGCAAUCAAACUGUCACAGAUUUUUGGUUGGAGAAAAGCUGUCCGCGUGGUUAGGAAACAUCCACGUGUGCGUGUCGUAAGUCGCCUCGUCGAUUUUGCGCUCAUAGAGGCGGACGAAGAUGAUGAUGACAAACCUGGAGAAGAUGUUAUCAACUAUAUUGAUCUCGUCAAUAUGUUAAAGGGAACUGACGCCUCUACAUCUAACAAAAUUGAAGUCGAUCAAGGAAACCUAAUCGAUUUUUCAGAUGAUAUUUUAAUCUCCACAGCUACUACCACGAACACAACACUAAACACAACUAUGACCGCCGAAUCCACACCGCCUCAACCAUUGUCACUUCUCGAUAUCAACGAAUUGAACAGCGAUGAUACACUAAGUAGUCAUGAAGUAUGGUUGAGGCUAGUGCGAUUUCCCUUAAUACUUGGAGUGUGUUCACAAAUAGAGUUGUUGCUUACGUUGAUUGUUAUUGUGGAGGUAAUAAACAAUAGUUUGUUGGAACGCGAUAUCCAUGAGUAG